UUCAUUCACGGUUCAAUGACUUAAUGCCAACGAUAUCGCGUGCAGCUUCCAUAACUUACAUACAUCCAGACAUAUACCUCGAAUAAUUUUAUGUGAUAAAACUGCAACGCAACACUUUCUGCCAGCUCAGUCCGGAAUAUUGUGCACGCCAACUGAUUUUUAUUAUUAUUAUUGAAUUAAAGAAAAAUAUCCGAAAUGUAUUCCAAACAUUUCAAAUUACAACGAAGUGAAGCAUACACAAGCAUGCUGCUGUUGCUGGGAAGCAUGUUCGCCGCUCUACUGGGUAUGACAACAGCUCAAAUGGAGGUAGGAGACCCAUGUCAAAAGCAAAAUUAUAAAGGCAUUUGCACUGAGGCGAGUAAAUGUACGGAUCUGCCGUAUAGCAUGGCGCAGCUGGGCUUGAAGAGACGUGAUAUCAGCCGAUGUGGAUUCACAACAUUUGAAGAAAUCAUAUGUUGUCCAACACUCUCCAUACCCACCACAACCAUUAAGACACGCGCUGAUGAUCGUCCAGCUGUAAGAGCCUGCAAUGAAAUCGAUGAACUAUUGCAACCCUUGCUUACACCACACAUCCUAGGCGGUACACCCGUUGAAUUAGGUGAAUACCCACAUAUGGUGGCUAUUGGACUGACUGAUACCGAUGGUGCUGUGGAAUAUAAUUGCGGCGGUACUUUGAUUUCGAAGAGUUACGUUUUAACGGCAGCACAUUGUCUGGUCACACGUCAAAUACCGGUGACGGUGCGUAUGGGUGUGGUGAAUUUCACAGAUACAGAACAAAUGAAGGCAGUUGUUGAAAUUAAAAUUAAGAAAGUACACUUACAUCCCGAUUAUACGAGCGCUAAUGUUUAUAAUGAUGUGGGUUUGUUGGAAUUGGAAGAAGAGGUUACGUACACCAACAAUGUGUUCCCAACGUGCCUUUAUACCGACUCGAAAGAUCCGCCAGCCAACUCUGUGCUCUAUGUCACCGGUUGGGGUGUCAUCAAUAGAAGCACACGUGUCAAAUCGGAUGUUUUAUUGAAAGCCCGUCAGACGAUCGUUGACAAUUUGAAAUGUAAUGAAAGUUAUGUUGACAAUGGCUUAACGCGACGCAACCGUGAUGGUAUCAUAGCUAGUCAAAUGUGCGCACAUGACCCGGGUCUAACAAAGGAUGCCUGUCAAGGUGAUUCGGGUGGUCCCUUGAAUUUGGUGGUCGAUGAGGCUUUGAAUAAGUAUCGUGUGGUUGGUGUGAUUUCGGCCGGUUUCAGCUGUGGUAGUGCUACUCCUGGGCUUUACACGCGUGUCUCUGCAUUUUUGGACUGGAUCGAAAGCAUUGUUUGGCCAUGAAAUGUUACGCUUUAUCUGCUCGAAAGUGAUGGGUUUAAAAUUAGCAACCAUGCACAAGUUAACGCCAUAUUGCCAUACAUUUUCUCAACAAAUUUAGGAGAAAAUAAAAAAACUGUGUGAUUUUGUAAAUGAAGUGUAAAAAAUGAUUAUUUUGCUAUUGGUUCAGUGCGAACACGAAAAAAUUUUAAAUAAUUUAAUUAAGUAAUCUAUGCAUUUUUGUUAUAAUAUAUCGGUAAACAAAAAUGUUUUAAUAAAGAAGAAACACUAAA
Messenger RNA from Zeugodacus cucurbitae (melon fly), 1592 nucleotides. RefSeq names its product serine protease persephone. Gene Ontology annotation, biological process: proteolysis. Gene Ontology annotation, molecular function: serine-type endopeptidase activity. NCBI's taxonomy places the organism in Eukaryota, Metazoa, Arthropoda, Insecta, Diptera, Tephritidae. The coding region runs from base 196 to 1323 and encodes 375 amino acids. The record is from RefSeq and is a predicted model, not a curated record. The transcript is spliced from 6 exons.